UUUCAGUGAGGAGUAGAAAUCACUGGUCGUUUCGGGCAGAAUGGAGACCUCAGGAUUCACUACAAGUGCAACCACGAUUGCGGCAACGACCAUGACAACAACAACAACAACGAUGAUGGGGACAACAUCGACUACGAGUGGCUUCAUCAACUUUGCGGAUCAGAGUAAACCCUACUUUACACCCCUGGACUAUGGAUUGUUCUUCUUUAUGUUGACGGUGUCGGGAUGUAUUGGAAUUUAUUAUGGUUUUUUUGCUAAGCAAAAACAGGACAAUACCGAGGAAUACAUCCUGGGAAGCAAGCAGAUGAAGGUUCUUCCCAUUGCUGCCUCAAUGAUUUCUGGCCACAUUUCAGGAAUUACAAUGCUUGCUGUCCCGGCAGAUGUGUAUGCAAAUGGCAUCCAAUAUGUUAUGUCCUUCAUCCCCAUGAUUAUUAUUGCACUUGCACUCAACUACCUCUACUUGCCGGUUUUCUAUGAGCUUGGGUACGCGUCCUCGUUUACGUAUCUGGAAAAGCGUUUCGACCGAAAAGUGAAAAUCACGGCUAGUUUGGUGUAUGCACUGGACCGGAUUCUUAUCUUACCCAUCAUCAUGUACGCUCCAGCAUUGGCUUUGAACCAAGUAAGCGGUUUAAAUGUGCAUUAUAUCUGUGUUGCAAUAUGCGUUCUCUGCAUAUUUUAUACUACGGUUGGUGGAUUCAGAGCUGUGGUUUGGACCGACGCUAUUCAAUUUAUAUCGAUGGUUGGCUCCGUCCUUGCUGUAUUGUGUUUCGGGACAAAAGCUGUUGGAGGCUUUGGCCAAGUUUUCGAGAGUGCCGAACGAGGAAACCGAUUAAAUUUUCUAGAGUUAACCCCGAAUCCCUUGGUGAGGAGCUCGAUAUGGACAAUUAGUUUUGGUUUGACCACCAUGUGGCUGGCACAGAAGAGCACGAGUCAAAAUACAAUACAGAAGUGCUUGUCACUUCCGAGCAUUGAGAAGGCCAAAACGUGCGUUUGGCUAUUCAGCAUUGGAACGGUUUUAUUGAAAACCUGUUCAUGUUACAUUGGGAUUUUAAUGUAUUCAGUUUACGAACAUUGCGAUCCGUUUUCGACGGGAAUCGUAAAAAAGCUGGAUCAAAUGCUACCAUAUUUCACAAUGACUAUUGCGAAGGAUGCAUUCGGUCUGCCUGGAUUAUUUAUAGCUGGAAUAUUUAGUGCAGCACUUGCAACAAUGUCAUCGUCGCUGAAUGCUCUGGCUGGGACACUUUUCGAGGACAUCAUAAAACCCUACACCAGCGAUUUCAGCGAAAAGGCACGCAGCAAUGUGAUGAAAGGUAUUGUCGUGUGUUUGGGGGUUGUUACUAUUUUGCUGGUGUUUGUAAUUGAGCGGCUUGGCAGCAUAAUGCAUUUAGGCUACUCGUUGCAUGGCUUAACUUCGGGAGCGUUAUUGGCCUUAUUCACCGUUGGCAUGCUAUCACGAACUGUAAAUGCUAAGGGCAUAAUUGCUGGUAGCACAGUCUCAAUGAUAGUUGUCGGCAUCAUCCUCGUAGGAGCGCAGUCAAAUCCAAAGCAACCCCCGUUGCCAUUCAGCAAUGGUCAAUGUCCCGAAGUGUUAUUAAACUCGACGCUUCACAUGGCCCAAGUUUGGCAGAAACAAGGCGCUAAGCAUGUCGAAAUCUUCUGGCUCUUCCGUAUUAGUUUCAUGUAUUAUUCACUAAUUGGAUUUCUCGCUUCUGCUCUGGUGGCAUAUGUUGUGAGCAAGUUCACAGGAGGAUGCGAGGAUAUCGAUGAACGACUUUUGGCUCCGUAUAUCAGACGCGGUGGAAACAAUGACGAUAAAUUCUCUGGUAAAUAUGAGUAUAAUACAGUGGAAUUCGCUCUGAAGAAGGUCGUGGUAAAUGGAGAUGAUAUUGAGAAAGAGCACAAGGAAGCGGAAUCAAAAUAAUCGGAUUUGUACUAGGUUGUUGUAUUGUGUACAUAGUCCAAUAAAUCUAGGUUAACUUC
Hermetia illucens (black soldier fly) is the source of this 1980-nucleotide messenger RNA. RefSeq names its product sodium-coupled monocarboxylate transporter 2-like. Gene Ontology annotation, biological process: sodium ion transport; transmembrane transport. The record is from RefSeq and is a predicted model, not a curated record. NCBI's taxonomy places the organism in Eukaryota, Metazoa, Arthropoda, Insecta, Diptera, Stratiomyidae. Gene Ontology annotation, cellular component: membrane. The transcript has 10 exons. Bases 41 to 1921 code for a protein of 626 amino acids. Gene Ontology annotation, molecular function: symporter activity.